AUGCAACAUGAGGUCCCGAAAAAGAAACUGUAUCAACAUGCGGCACUGAUGGCCGGAAGAGAAUUUUGCUACUCGAUUGAGCUUGUUUCUGUAACUCCGAUUCUGCGAAAACUCGGUGUCACCGACGAGGGAACCAGUUGGGUGUGGAUUAUUUCGCCCAUUUUGGGACUCACAAUCGGCCCUUGGAUUGGCUCCUGGUCCGACAGAUGCCAGUCAAAACUCGGUCGCCGGCGGCCAUUCAUUCUCGCUCUUUCCGUUCUUGCCAUGAUUGGCAUGACACUUCUAUCCUUUGCAGUUGAAAUCGGAGAUUUAUUCGAUGGAAUGGAGCAAAGAAAUCUUAUCGGCCUCAUCGUCGCUAUUACCGGUUCGCAACUAAUGGACUGGGGCUUGGACUCUACUGAAACGCCUGCAAAAGCUUACACACUGGAUUGCAUUCAAAAUCUAGCUGAUCAGGAUUCCGCGCUGAACAUUCAAACUUUAUUUAUUGGCGUCGGCGGAGGAAUUGGCUACCUCUGCGCAGGAAUCUUCGGAAUGGAUGGCAACCAGAAACUCUACUUUCUCGCGCUAGCGUUUUUCGCCGUGUCUCUCUUCUCAACGAUGAUUUCUUUCAAAGAGCGAAGGUAUCGUCCGAAGAAGAACUUACCAAAGAUUCCCCCACUGGAAAGCAAUUCUGAUCCCACGGCAACAAUUCUACGUGAUCGCGCAAUUUCAGCUGUGAAGUUUUCCGACGAUACGAAAUUCGCAAGCAAAAUGAAACGAGUCAAGGCGGAACUUACAAGUGGUGGCAAAGUGACGAACGUAACGCACUCGGAAGGCUUUAUUCAUCGAAGUCAGUACAUCAGGCCGAUUACGAUGGCGCGUGGUUUCGUGAUGUCGACGACCCGCUGGACCAGCGGCUCCGUCUAUCGACUUAACGAUACUAACUCGAUGCCUGGUGGGCUUGAUAAAGAUGACUGGUCUGACCCCGAAUUCGACUUAUCAGAGGACGAAAGCGAUUCCGACGAUAGUCGGACAGACGGUUUCAUGAUCAUACAGCAGAAGCUGUUGAAUAAAUCCACGAGUGACGAUGACAAGCUUUCCUGCACAACUUCAACACCUUGUCUAGCACAGGACGUCGUUGCCUACGAGCAAGAACUGAACAACAACGUCAGCUCCAUUCUCGAAGUAACUCCUCCUAUCGGCGCAAAGAAGAAGAAGAAAGAAAAGAAAAAGAAGCCCAUACUCGUUGAGCAAGAAAUCACCUUUAGAAACAUGAUGCGAUCGAUCUAUAAUAUGCCUAUUGAGCUUGCCACUUUGUGCCUUUGCGACCUUUUUAACUGGAUCAUGAUUCUCACGAUUAUCAUUUAUUAUACAGAUGUCUUCGGAUUCGUCGUUUACGAAGGAAAUGUCGAUGAGCCAGAAAACUCAACAGAUUACCAAAACUACAAGGAGGGAUUUACAAUGGGCUGCUACGGUCUCGUCGUUUACUCAAUAUCCAUGUCGAUCUUCUCUGCUCUAAUAGAAAGAUACGACAUGUUCAACAGACUCGGGAUGAAGUUCAUGUACGUCUUGGUCUACACACUCAUUGCGAUUUCCAGCUUCGUGAUGUUUCUUUACCCAUUGAAGUUCGUGAUUCUUUCGUUGACAUUCGUCAUCGGUUCCGGAUUCGCCGUUUUGUACACGCUUCCUUUUCAAAUAUUAUCAAGAUACUUCCAGUCUAAGACAUAUCUCAGAAAGUCGCCGCCUGGAACCAAAAGAAGCUACGGGCUCGACUGUGCCAUCCUUAUCUCGCAGACUUACCUCGGCCAGCUAAUAAUGUCCCUGAUUGCAGGGCCUAUAAUCGCCGCUUACUCCUCUCCAAGCGUCAUAUUUCUAAUCUGCUCAAUUUGCGCCGUUUGUGGUGCAUUCGUCAGCGGCUUUCUCGUGCAUUACCAAGUCAAGGAGCCGACUUCGCUAAAAUAA
Messenger RNA from Oikopleura dioica, 1941 nucleotides. The record is from the annotation of a GenBank genome assembly. NCBI's taxonomy places the organism in Eukaryota, Metazoa, Chordata, Appendicularia, Copelata, Oikopleuridae.